AUGGGUCGUGAUGCCCUCACAGGCCUUCUGACAGUUUCUGUGGCAGGUUCUCCACCAGACAUCAAUCUCUUUGGUUGUCUGAGAAAGUCUGACCGUAUAGUCUAUAUGUACUCUAACCGGUGCUCUGAUCCCUGGGUGGGCAGUGCAGCAGCAGCAGUGGCUCCCAUUUCUCCUCCUACACCUGGUCACUACCAUGUCCUCUACCGAGGGUGUGGAGAAAUGCAAUUGGGCCGGCAUGGGGAGACAUACUUCCUGGUUGGUGGCUACCGGGUCUACGGGGAUGUUGCUUUGGCCACGCCAGCAAAGGUGGAAGCAGAGAAGCCAGUCCCCAGACGUGCUCCCAAGAGAAAUCAUGCUCCGGAAAGGUCGGACAAAGACCUGGGUUUCCCCAGACCCAAAAUCCGGCGAUUGAAGCAUUCAAGCAGCUCAGAAAUACAAGGUGCUUUGAUUCUCAAGCAGGGUGGCCCAACCUCUGGGCACAUCCCCUCUGCAACAGCCCCAGUAAACGAAUGUCCCAUCUUUGCUUUUUCAAGGUCGGCAACAGGGAGUCCCCUCCUAAAGAAAGUUCUCUCUCAUUGCCACACUAUCAAAGACUGCCCCAAAUGUGAUUCCUUCCUUGGGCCUGAUCAGGCUAAGGGAAGAGUUGUCUCUUUCCUUCUCUGA
This is a messenger RNA of Aethalodelphis obliquidens (Pacific white-sided dolphin), 663 nucleotides long. RefSeq names its product DPEP2 neighbor protein-like. Lineage: Eukaryota; Metazoa; Chordata; Mammalia; Artiodactyla; Delphinidae. The coding region runs from base 1 to 663 and encodes 220 amino acids. The transcript has 3 exons. The record is from RefSeq and is a predicted model, not a curated record.